Messenger RNA from Protopolystoma xenopodis, 561 nucleotides. Lineage: Eukaryota; Metazoa; Platyhelminthes; Monogenea; Polystomatidea; Polystomatidae. The record is from the annotation of a GenBank genome assembly.
ACUGCGUUCGUAGAUGCAUAUGCUGAACAUCACAUACAUCUCACGAGUGAAAUUCUUUUACAGUCCAAUUCCAUUGGGGAACCUAAAACUCUUGAACAAUCUACUAGUUUACGCCGAUUUCCGCCACUUGAAGCCUCUGUAUCCCCUGGACCAGACUUGCUUAACCUACUUCUGCUUCCACCUUCUUCAUCCGAUGCCCACAAUGAUAUCCCUAUUGGAAGGUUUUCUAGUAAAAAUAUUAGGCAAAGCGCGGAACCCUGUUCUCAAGACGAGUCAGCAGCAAAUACUUCGGUGAAUAAAGCUGAGAAAGACAAAGCACGGCUUGUAUACCUUAGCGAUGAUAAUGAUGAGGUCGGUUUCGAUUUGGUGGCUGGGCUCCCGUUCGCCAGGCUUCGUCGUUCGCAAGUUCCAGCUCUACAUGAUGCCUUAUUAACGGCCUGGGCAGCUAUCAAGGAAUGUAGAUCAGUACAAUCACAAUUACUCCAAAUAGAAACUUUGAAAUCCCCCCCAAAUGUAGAUCAAAAGUCUCUAUUGAAGGGAUCUUUUAUGAUGACACCUUGA